CCGGCCCACUCCAGUAGCCGCCCCGCCUCCUGCCCACGAAGCGUCACUUCCGGCGUGUCCGUCUGUCGUCCGACCGUCGCGGGAUGGCAGCCUUGAGGCGUUGGCUGUGUCGGGGCUUAAUUUCCUUCUAUAGGUACAAGCAGUGCGGGCCGGUCGUGGGCAACUUGAAGAAGCGCUGCUUCUCGGACUUGCUACGGCCAUGGCACAAGACGGUCGCGCUUGGACUGGGCGUGAGCCUGUGUGCCGUCCCGAUUGCGCAGAAACCGGAGCCUCAUUCUCUUAGUAAUGAUGCAUUAAUGAGGAGAGCAGUAUCUCUGGUAACAGAUAGUACCUCUACCUUUCUCUCUCAGACAACAUACGCUUUGAUUGAAGCAAUCACUGAAUAUACUAAGGCUGUUUAUACCUUAAUUUCUCUGUACCGACAAUAUACAAGUUUACUUGGGAAAAUGAAUUCACAGGAGGAAGAUGAAGUGUGGCAGGUGAUCAUAGGAGCCAGAGUUGAGAUGACUUCAAAACAACAAGAAUAUUUGAAAUUGGAAACCACUUGGAUGACUGCAGUAGGACUUUCAGAGAUGGCAGCAGAAGCUGCCUACCAAACUGGAGCAGAUCAAGCCUCUAUAACUGCCAGGAAUCACAUUCAACUGGUGAAGUCGCAGGUGCAGGAGGUACGCCAGCUCUCUCAGAAAGCAGAAACCAAGUUGGCAGAAGCACAGACAGAAGAACUCCGUCAGAAAGCGCAGGAGGAAGGGGAAGAGAGGGCUGAACCUGAGCAGGAGGCCUACCUGCGUGAGGAUUGAGCGCUGGAGCCUGUGUUCGUGUCUCAGAGUGGGGAGAGCGAGGGUGGGCACAGCUUAUUCAUCACCGAGAGAGGAGGCUGCAAGUCCUGGCCUGAUUAUCAGGCCAGAGGUCUCUGUGAGCCAUGAGUGCCUGACCCCUUCCCUGAUGGUCUCAGGCUUGUACUGGACCUGGGUUUUAGCUCGUGGGGACAGCACCCUGUUUGUUUAAUAUUUCACCCCAUUCUGCACAGCUGCCUUCUCCCUCACCAUCUAAUCUAUUGACACCCCACCCAGAGCAUCUCCCCAAUCUGGGCCAGAGAGAGGUCUUUUUGUGCCAUGCCCAAAAGUUCAAUAACUAUUUAACUUCAGUUUCCCAUCUUACAUUUUCAAAUGUGAUUUAGUAUUUUUCCCCUCUCCACAGAGAUGGUUUUUGGGGAGAGUAGCUUGUCCUUUGAGGUUCUUUUUAAAAGUACGUCUGAUGCUUCCUGUGACUUGGCCCUAGCACCCCGUUAGGACAGCUCAGAUGGAGGACCCCAAAGUCUAUUAUUAAGGGACUGGAUGCAGUGUUAACCUGGUGCUGUCAACAGGACUUAGUCCAAUAUAUGCUUUGUUUCCUUUGAGUUUCUGUUGUAUCUGAAGGAAAAAUAUUUUUUUGCAUUUUCAAAAGAAAA
This is a messenger RNA of Erinaceus europaeus (western European hedgehog), 1447 nucleotides long. RefSeq names its product diablo IAP-binding mitochondrial protein (gene DIABLO). The record is from RefSeq and is a predicted model, not a curated record. Gene Ontology annotation, biological process: neuron apoptotic process; intrinsic apoptotic signaling pathway in response to oxidative stress. Bases 84 to 797 code for a protein of 237 amino acids. Gene Ontology annotation, cellular component: mitochondrion. The transcript has 6 exons. Lineage: Eukaryota; Metazoa; Chordata; Mammalia; Eulipotyphla; Erinaceidae.